AUGACGAUAUUAGGCUCUGAGUUCAUUCUAGUCGCGGCUAUGGGACAAUGGUCAUCCGCGCGCUCCUCUGUUCUGAAAUUUCAUGCCGCCGGUCACUCGGAUUGGACUUUGACACACGCCUUCUUUGCCGAUAUGGGAGGGAUUUUGGUCGAUCCCCUAGAGACAGACAUGCCAUCAUUCCCGUUGAAUGCAGAGCAGCUUUUCAUCUUGAUUGAAUCGAAACAUAUUGAUUAUCCGAAAUUGGAACAAGAUGAUAUAAAGGAUAGAAGUAAAUCAGAUGGAUUGGCUAGGUUGAUUGCCAUAGCUCAGGGUCUCUGGUUCUUCGUGAACUGUAUGGUGCGCUUCGCCCAAGGCAUCUUCGUGACUACCCUUGAGCUUACUACAAUCUCCUUUAUUCUGGUCUUUUUAGUGACAUCAUACAGUUGGUAUUACAAACCAAUGGAUGUCAAUAGACCAAUCACUUUGAAGCUCAAUACCCCCUUAGAUGAAAUUCGAAGCGCUUACGGCCAAGCCCCCGGGUCAAAGUGGUACAUUACACCACUUGAUUUCCUCACACGAGACGAGUGGUUCCUGAGUCGAUUUUGGAAAUACUACACUCAGAUUCUUCACCAUAUGCACAUACCGCUGUUCACUCGACCUAAGCGAAGACCAUACGAUUUUGUUCCGAGUCAUGAUAUCAAAAAUAUGGAUAUCCGAGCUGAAAUAAUCUGUGGACCGAUAAUUCUUCUGUUCAGCGCUAUGUUUCUUAUAGCAUGGAAUUUUCACUUCCCCACCCCGACAGAACAGUUACUCUGGCGUAUUGCUAGCGUGAACACCCUAGUAUAUGGGCUUUUUGGAGGUGCCCUUGCCGGAUAUAUUCACAAAACAAUGUUCAGAAAAGAGUUGGAGGCGACAAAGAGACAGCGUAUGACCGAAAAGAACAGAAAGCCCCAUGGGUGCAUUGGCCGUCUUGCCGCGAAAUUACGGAAUAUCGAUCCGGAGCAAGAUCCAGAUCUGGAAAUCCCCAUCCGGGUAUUCUUUCCAAUUUCCGCUCUUUGUGUUCUAUAUUCUCUGAGUCGGGGAUUCAUCUUGGUGGAAGACAUUAUCGGGUUGAGAAAUUUGCCCGAGAGUGCGUUCCAGACCAUCUCAUGGUCAACAUACAUACCUCACUGGUAG
Messenger RNA from Penicillium odoratum, 1155 nucleotides. RefSeq lists its product as uncharacterized. The transcript is spliced from 3 exons. Bases 1 to 1155 code for a protein of 384 amino acids. The record is from RefSeq and is a predicted model, not a curated record. NCBI's taxonomy places the organism in Eukaryota, Fungi, Ascomycota, Eurotiomycetes, Eurotiales, Aspergillaceae.